Molecule: messenger RNA, 219 nt
Organism: Mucor mucedo
Lineage: Eukaryota; Fungi; Mucoromycota; Mucoromycetes; Mucorales; Mucoraceae
Exons: 2
Coding region: 1-219 (72 amino acids)
Source: RefSeq, a predicted model, not a curated record
AUGAAGUACACAUUCUAUCUUGCCAUUUUCGUUGCCACCAUGAUCAUGAUGGUUUCCGCUGCCCCCAACACCAAAAAGGUUUGCCACGCUGUCAAGGAUGUCCAUGCUAAUUCUGUCUGUAAAGCAUAUUGUGGUAAAGCAGGUUAUUUAUUAGGUGAAUGUGGUAAAGAAGGCAUUUGUAUCUCCUUUUAUGAUAGCGAUCUUCGACUGUCUGGCUAA